Molecule: messenger RNA, 672 nt
Organism: Ruditapes philippinarum (Manila clam)
Lineage: Eukaryota; Metazoa; Mollusca; Bivalvia; Venerida; Veneridae
Product: CD209 antigen-like protein C
Exons: 6
Coding region: 60-602 (180 amino acids)
Biological process (GO): biological process involved in interspecies interaction between organisms
Cellular component (GO): external side of plasma membrane
Molecular function (GO): carbohydrate binding; signaling receptor activity
Source: RefSeq, a predicted model, not a curated record
UUUCAAAUCACGUGACCCCCAAAACCCUCGAAGAAGAGUAGAUACUGACCACUUUACGAAUGACCCUUUUGAUAAGAGUAACCAUUAUGAACACGAAGAUGUGGUGGAAUAUAUGUGCUCUACAUUUAUUACUGACAACGAUUUUAGUGGCCAGCGCAUGUCCAAAUGGCUGGAUAACUUUCAACGGGAACUGUUAUUCAUUUGUGACAACAAAACAGACAUGGUUCCAUGCCGCGAAAGCAUGCCACGAUCUAGAUGCUAAAUUAGUUGAUGUUAAAUCAAAAGACGAAGAAGAAUUCCUGAAACGUACCAUUAAACACCAGCAUCUACAUGACGAUCCUCAGACUAUUGGUUACUGGACCAGCGGAAAUGACCUUGCUGUUGAAGGAACGUGGGUUUGGGGUUACCCGGAAGGUAUACCAAUGACUACGACUGACUGGUUCCCAGGGGAACCAAACAACAGCUGGUACAACGGCAGGGAGGAAGACUGUGUUGCACUCUGGGGUCAUGAUUCCCAUGAUUACCAGUGGAAUGACCAACCUUGUGACAAUCAGGACUUCUAUAUCUGUAAAGCAGCAGAUGAUGUUGACGUAGUUGGAUAAUGAUGAGACAAUUAAACGAUUUCGUAUGCACUUUUCUUUUCAAACUUUUGAAUAAAAGAAGUGAUUACAA